Messenger RNA from Brienomyrus brachyistius, 608 nucleotides. It is a transcript of the gene mrps21, whose product is annotated as mitochondrial ribosomal protein S21. Lineage: Eukaryota; Metazoa; Chordata; Actinopteri; Osteoglossiformes; Mormyridae. Gene Ontology annotation, cellular component: ribosome. The transcript has 2 exons. The record is from RefSeq and is a predicted model, not a curated record. Gene Ontology annotation, biological process: translation. Gene Ontology annotation, molecular function: structural constituent of ribosome. Bases 37 to 300 code for a protein of 87 amino acids.
CUCCGGACAGUAAAACGCGUUCCACAUGCUUUCAACAUGGCGAAUCACCUGCGUUUCGUGGCGCGGACGGUUAUGGUGCAGGAUGGAAACGUAGAAGCGGCUUAUCGCGCUUUAAACAGGGUGCUGACUCUGGACGGACUCAUCGAGACGGUCCGACGCAAGCGCUACUUCGAGAAACCAUGCCGACAGCGCCAGCGGGAGCAUUAUGAGGCAUGUCGGCGCAUUUACAACUCGGAGAUGGGCCGCAAGCUGGCGUUUCUCUCGCGGACACACAGGCGGGACCCCUGGGCGGGCUGCUGAGUGGGGGAUGGGCAGGACGGUUCGCCGGGACCCCUGGGCUCCUCCCUCUUUGGCUCUCCCAGCCAGGGUCACCUUUAACCCUGCAGCUGAUUGCCCUCAGUCUGUCUCAGCCCUGAGUCACCGUGACUUUGUUUAAAUGUGAAGUUUGAGUCUGUCAUGUCCUUUGGACCUGGGAAUGAACCCUGUUUUGUCAGACUGUUACCUUCUCCUUUAUCUCAUGUUCAGUCCUCUUAUAUUGUGUCAAAAAAGCCAUAUUACCUGUUAGAUGAUUGACAAGUUGUAUAAAUAAAAUGCUCCAUCCACUGUAA